Molecule: messenger RNA, 1542 nt
Organism: Postia placenta MAD-698-R-SB12
Lineage: Eukaryota; Fungi; Basidiomycota; Agaricomycetes; Polyporales; Adustoporiaceae
Exons: 8
Coding region: 1-1542 (513 amino acids)
Molecular function (GO): oxidoreductase activity
Source: RefSeq, a predicted model, not a curated record
AUGCACUUGACCUCGUAUCUCUUGCUUGCUCCUUUGGUGCUAACUGGCUAUACGUUUGCGCUUCCGGUACAUUCAUCGGGUCAAGCGUUCUUGGCUGCUCCCUCCACCUUGGAUGGACGUAGAGAUACCAAGGUACUCAUCCUAGGUGGAGGCGUGGCAGGUGUAACGGCAGCGCGUGCGCUGUAUGAGCAGGGUGUCACGGACUUCAUGAUCGUGGAAGCUCGUGGUGAGCUCGGCGGCCGCCUGACGAGCCAGACCUUCGGCGCGCCUGGUCGGCAGUACACUGUGGAGGUGGGAGCAAACUGGGUGCAAGGGACGCAGACGGGAGGCGGUACCGAAAAUCCUAUCUGGGCACUGGCAAAGAAGCACAAUAUCAUCACAAGGCAAAGCAACUUCUCUGAGAGCAUAACAACGUAUGACGAUACAGGCGACGUCGACUUCCAAGAUACGUUCAUCACAUCAAAGAAGCAGUUUGACAGGCUGGUCGCAUCUGCGGGCCGCCGGGUUCCCAAGAGACUCGUCGACAUGACCGCGAGGAGUGGCUACUCGCUCAUUGGGUCGAUUCCUGAAUCUCGCUACGACAUGGCAUCUGAGUACUACCAAUUCGACUGGGAGUUUGGAACUACGCCCGAGGAGACGUCCUGGCUCGCCUCGUCCUGGGCUCAUAAUUACACAUUCAGCCCCGAGUCUGGCGGUUUCUCGUACGAUAACCUGUUCUCGGUCGAUCAGCGCGGCUUCAAGGCUCUUAUCCAGGAGGAAGCGCGUUCGUUCAUAACGCCGACCCAGCUGCGUCUGAACGCGACGGUCAGCGUGAUCUCGACGUCCAUGUAUGGCGCGCAGAUCACGCUGGCCGACGGAUCAGUAUUGACGAGCGACUACGUGCUAUGCACGUUCAGCCUGGGCGUGCUACAGCACACCGAUGUGCGAUUUGAGCCUCCGCUACCGAUCUGGAAGCGGGAGGCGAUACACAGUAUGACAAUGGGCACGUACACGAAGAUCUUCCUGCAGUUCCCAGAGAAGUUCUGGUUUGACACCGAGAUGGCGCUCUACGCGGACUACGAACGUGGCCGGUAUCCAGUCUGGCAGAGCCUCGAUCACCCGGACUUCUUGCCCGGCUCGGGAAUCAUCUUUGUCACGGUCACAGGCGAGUUCUCCAAGCGUAUCGAGUCUCUCCAGGAUGUGCAGGUGGAAGAUGAAGUGCUUUCGGUCCUCCGGUCGAUGUUCCCCGAUACACACAUCCCGAAGCCGCUCAACUUCUACUUCCAGAGGUGGCACAGCGACCCGCUCUUCCGCGGGUCGUAUUCGAACUGGCCGGCGUCGUUUCUAAGUGAGCAUCAGGGGAACCUACGUGCGAACGUUGAUGAGCGUCUAUGGUUCGCUGGUGAAGCAACCAGUAGGAAAUACUUCGGCUUCCUGCAUGGCGCGUACUCCGAGGGCUGGGAUAUUGGGCUUAGGUUGGCAGAGUGCAUCAGGGGAGGGGGAUGUGUUGGGUUAGAGCAUGUUGACCAGGUGCGGAAUGCUAGACCGUACGUGAGCAGCUGA